Messenger RNA from Zea mays, 1037 nucleotides. RefSeq names its product ribonuclease 1. The transcript has 2 exons. The record is from RefSeq and is marked validated. Gene Ontology annotation, cellular component: extracellular region. Lineage: Eukaryota; Viridiplantae; Streptophyta; Magnoliopsida; Poales; Poaceae. Gene Ontology annotation, biological process: RNA catabolic process. Bases 130 to 909 code for a protein of 259 amino acids. Gene Ontology annotation, molecular function: ribonuclease T2 activity; RNA binding.
AUUUCGUCAUGUUCUUGCAUUGUUUACGUUAUAUAUAUACGGAGUAGCGCGCGGCAGUAUAUAAGCAUUAGCUGGUGGGAUCGAUCGCUGCAGAGUUGUUGAUUGCAGGGAAACCGCCAAUUGGCAAGGAUGAUGAAGCUUGCGAUCGCCUUCGUCGUGCUGCUCUCUUCUUUCCUCGCCGACUCGUCCACCGCGGAGGAGUUCGAUUUCUUCUACCUUGUCCAACAGUGGCCGGGCUCGUUCUGCGACACGCGGCAGGGUUGCUGCUUCCCGGACGGCGCGGGCAAGCCGGCGGCGGCGUUCGGCAUCCACGGGCUGUGGCCCAACUACGCCAAGUGCCGCGGCCGCCACCACCGCGAGGGCGGCGGCCUCGCCCGCGCGGUGCUCGGCGCCGGCGACGCCUUCCUCGCCGCCGUGGGGCGGCGGGGCAAGUGCUGGCCGGAGUACUGCGGCGGCGGCGGCGGCGGCCACCAGCUGAGCCCCUGGGACAUCCGGGACCUGGUGGCGUCGCUGGGCCGGAGCUGGCCGACGCUGUCGUGCAAGAACCGGCGCAGCUUCGAGUUCUGGAGCUACGAGUGGAAGAAGCACGGCACCUGCUCCAACCUGGACCCGCACGACUACUUCGCGCGCGCGCUGCAGCUCAGGGCGCGGCACGACCUCGCGGCGGUCCUCGCGGACGCCGGGAUCGUGCCGUCCGACACCGACACGUACCCGGUGGACCGCGUCAGGGACGCCAUCGCGCAGGGGACCGGCUUCGCGGCCAACCUCGAGUGCAACCGCGACGCGGACGGCGAGGCGCAGCUGUUCCAGGUGUACCAGUGCGUGGACCGCGAGGCCAAGGACCUCAUCGACUGCCCGCUCCCCAUGCCCACCAAGUGCACCGAUCGGGUCAAGUUGCCCGUCUUCUGAUUCCGAGCUUCUGGCUGUCGUUUGCAAUUGUAAAAACGGGCCGGGUGCAGAUCGAUCGAUACGACGAUACAUGCAUGUUUGCGUAUGUGAUUUCGAAAGCGGAUUUGAAUAAAUGUGUGUUUACCUUU